GCCGAUUCUCCAAAGUAUCUCACAUUUUUCGUUACUGAACACUCUUCUUUUCUCUCUCUUCACUCUCUCAUAAAUCACAAAAAAAAAGUCGAUUUCUUUUUUUUUUGAGUUAGACUUUGCUUUACAGCUCAAUUGCGUCUUCUUCCUCUGUCCUAUUCUUCUUCAUCUUCCUCCUCGCGGAUCCAUUUUGAGGCAGGGCAUCACCGAGCAGCUGAGUAUAUAUGUUACGAGAGGAACAUUCAGGAGGCUGUUCUUUCAGAUGAUUGGCAGUAACUAUAUUAUGCUUGAACGGUGCCAUAAUGGGCAUCUGUCUGAUGAAGCGCUUCUGCUCGUGGCUUCUUUUGGUCUCAUUGCUUUGUGCACUUGCGAAUGAAAACGAAGCGAUUAGUCCUGAUGGUGAGGCGCUUCUGAGUUUUAGAAGUGGGAUUUCUAGUUCUGAUGGUGUCAUCGGUCAAUGGAGACCAGAGGAUCCUGAUCCAUGUAACUGGAAGGGAGUGACCUGUGAUACCAAAACGAAAAGAGUUAUAGCCUUGAGUCUUACUCAUCACAAAUUAAGGGGACCUUUACCCCCUGAGAUUGGAAAGCUGGACCAGUUGAGGCUUUUAAAUCUUCACAACAAUGAUUUAUAUGACUCAAUACCUACAGCAUUGGGAAAUUGCACGGCAUUGGAGAGAGUAUACUUGCAGAAUAAUUACUUCACGGGGCCAAUCCCAAGUGAAAUGGGAAACCUAUCCGAGCUUAAAAAUUUGGACAUGUCAAGCAACGAUCUCAGUGGAGCUAUCCCUGCUUCACUUGUGCAGUUGAAAAAGCUUGCUAAUUUCAAUGUCUCUAACAAUUUUCUGGUGGGGAAAAUACCUUCUGACGGCGUACUCGCUCAAUUUUCGAGGGACUCCUUCAUGGGAAAUCUUAAAUUGUGUGGAAAGCAAAUCGAUGUGGUGUGCCAAGAUGACAGUGGAAACUCUUCUACUAGGUCUUCAACAGACCAAGGAGGUAAGACUGGUAAGCUGCUUAUAAGUGCAUCAGCUACUGUGGGUGGGCUGCUCCUAGUGGCCCUCAUGUGUUUCUGGGGAUGCUUUCUCUAUAAAAAGCUUGAUAGAGUUGAGAGUAAAAGCCUUGCGAUAGAGGUUGGUGGAGGUGCAUCUAUCGUGAUGUUCCAUGGAGAUUUGCCCUAUGCUUCUAAAGACAUAAUCAAGAAACUGGAAACUCUUAACGAAGAGCAUAUAAUAGGAUGUGGAGGUUUUGGAACAGUUUACAAGCUGGCCAUGGACGAUGGCAGUGUUUUUGCGCUGAAAAGAAUUGUAAAGUUAAACGAAGGGUUUGAUCGGUUUUUCGAAAGGGAGCUUGAGAUUCUUGGAAGCAUCAAACAUCGAUACCUCGUGAAUCUACGUGGAUACUGCAAUUCACCCACAUCAAAGCUUCUCUUAUAUGAUUACCUUCCUGGUGGUAGCCUUGAUGAAGCUCUUCAUGAAUAUAUGCAAAGCGGUAGAGCGACUGAGAAAACCGAUGUUUACAGUUUUGGGGUUUUGGUUCUCGAAAUCCUGAGUGGUAAACUUCCCACGGAUGCUUCCUUCAUCGAGAAAGGCUAUAACAUUGUUGGUUGGCUAAACUUCUUGAUCAGCGAAAAUCGGGAACGGGAGAUUGUCGAUAGAAGCUGUGAAGGAGUUGAGAGAGAGAGCCUUGAUGCUCUUCUAUCAAUAGCAACGAAGUGCGUGUCUUCAAGUCCAGAAGAACGGCCUACAAUGCACAGAGUGGUCCAGUUACUUGAAUCCGAAGUUAUGACUCCUUGCCCUAGCGACUUCUACGAUUCCAGCUCCGACUGAUCACAUUCACACAACACAAGUGUCUUCUUCGAUUUUCUGUUUUUUUACACUACAAGGUUCUGGCCAUUAUAUUCAUUUUCGGUACCACUUUUUUUUUUGUAUUUUUUGGCUUAGAAUGUUUCUGGGACUGAUGAAAUCCUUUCAUUUGAUCUGGAUAUGAAAUUGAAAAUGUAUAUGACCAUUGUAGAAACACUGUUCUAAGAAUCUGAAUAAUUUCUAUAUUUAAAUUUUUUUUUUCCCAUAUUUGAUUAUUUU
This is a messenger RNA of Thlaspi arvense, 2075 nucleotides long. The record is from the annotation of a GenBank genome assembly. Lineage: Eukaryota; Viridiplantae; Streptophyta; Magnoliopsida; Brassicales; Brassicaceae.